Achroia grisella is the source of this 1352-nucleotide messenger RNA. Its product is annotated as vacuolar protein-sorting-associated protein 25-like. Gene Ontology annotation, molecular function: inositol-1,3,4,5,6-pentakisphosphate 2-kinase activity; ATP binding; protein homodimerization activity. NCBI's taxonomy places the organism in Eukaryota, Metazoa, Arthropoda, Insecta, Lepidoptera, Pyralidae. The transcript has 2 exons. The record is from RefSeq and is a predicted model, not a curated record. Gene Ontology annotation, cellular component: nucleus; ESCRT II complex. Gene Ontology annotation, biological process: protein transport to vacuole involved in ubiquitin-dependent protein catabolic process via the multivesicular body sorting pathway; inositol phosphate biosynthetic process. The coding region runs from base 41 to 1249 and encodes 402 amino acids.
AAAUCUUAUUCUUAUUCUUAAUUGGUAACUUAACAAAAACAUGAAUAAUUUGAGAGAUUCGUGGAAGUACAUCGGUGAAGGGAACGCCCAUAUCGUCAUCGAGAUAUUAAACACAAACUAUGUACUUCGUUUAAAAAAAGAACACGGUAAACGGUUCGAUUUGGAUAGAAUGCAAGAGUCGGUGGAUUUCGUUAAUAUGGUCAUGUCGCCUUUACUAUUUGGCGGCAACGAUAUUCUUAAUCAAAUUGUCCAAAUUCCGGCUGAACAACUCAAGGAAUUAACCGAGAAACUUUAUGACAUUCGUCCUGAACAUAGAAGAUAUAAAUCGACAUUGAACUGCUUCGCUAUAAAGUCUAUUAAUUUGACUAUGAUUGAUCCACAUAGUGUUACAAAUUAUUGUAUCGAAAUUAAACCUAAAGAAGGCUACAUUACGUCGAGUUUUAAAAAUAUUUCAAAAUGCUAUUACUGUCUAAAACAGUGUCUUAAACAUGAAGAAGGACAGAUUAAUAAUACCAGCAGAUACUGUCCUUUAGAUUUGUUUUCUGCAGACCAAACUAGGAUGAGGAAUGCACUCCUAAACUUGAUAGAUAAUCCACAGAAUAACUUCAAGUUAUUUCUAAACGGCAACAUAAUUUAUAAUGACAAAUCAGCAAGAACUGAUUUUGAUACAAUUUUAAGAAACAUGCUUGUGUUUGAUAGUUCUCUUGAGUUAUUUCUGAGUUUCAUUAUAGAAAUAUUACUCGGUAAUAAGAAUAUUGUGGCCAAUGAUGCCAAUAAAGCAGUGCAGGAGAACACAAAAAUGGAAUAUUGUGUUGAAAAUAGUAAAAUGGAACCUGGCGCGAUAUUAUACAAACUUUUGCAUCUUCAAAAGUUGUCAGAAGAUAAACAAACUUAUUCAAAUAUAGAUAGUGAUGAUUUUGAAUAUGUUAAGAGCAUUUUAGACCUUUUGAAAGUUAAUGCACUUGAUUUGAGUGUUGAAGAAGACAGAGAAAAAUUCUUCUCCAUGUGUGAGUCUGUACAUUUAGGUAUGAUAUCAGCGGUUGCCAAAGACUGCUCUAUAAUGUUAAGCUUUACACCAAAUUAUGAUAAUAAUUACCCAUACAUUGAAAUUGGGGGACAGAAAAUAUCAUAUCGAUUGUCUAUCACAGAUUUAGAACCAAAGUCAACGAAGACAUUACUUAAAAGAAAAGUCACAGAAAGAAAGUUACUUGAUUUAUAUAAGAAUAUGGAACCUAAAAGGGAUUCAUAAUAAAUUGACAGUAAUUCAACCACACACAGAAACUAGAAUAAAGCAGUUAGAGGCAUGGCAUCAGCUCAUUGUAGAAUAUUUAAAGUCCACAAAACAAUCCACC